Messenger RNA from Cynoglossus semilaevis (tongue sole), 12379 nucleotides. RefSeq names its product methylcytosine dioxygenase TET3-like. Bases 5885 to 11605 code for a protein of 1906 amino acids. Lineage: Eukaryota; Metazoa; Chordata; Actinopteri; Pleuronectiformes; Cynoglossidae. Gene Ontology annotation, molecular function: DNA 5-methylcytosine dioxygenase activity. The transcript is spliced from 12 exons. The record is from RefSeq and is a predicted model, not a curated record. Gene Ontology annotation, biological process: chromosomal 5-methylcytosine DNA demethylation, oxidation pathway; positive regulation of transcription by RNA polymerase II. Gene Ontology annotation, cellular component: nucleus.
GUGACAACAGAUGGAAUAAUUAAUGACUAAUCAGCCAUGCAUGGAAUCCCCAGGCUUUCUCUGGGGGUUGAAACACUGACCCAGUUUCCGUGGCAACACUGAAUGACUGAUGACAUCAUGACUGUAAUUUUAGCUCAAGUCCGGCUUCCAAGGAUGGUCAUGUGAUCUCACUCGCACCACACUCACUAGUGUGUAGUAGGUGGUUUGUUAUUGAGUAAAGACUCAGGAAAUGGAGGUUUUGACAUCACCUCUUCCAUUCAGAGUUGUCUUGCGCUGUGUUAGAUGCUCUGCAAGGAUUCUACUCAGUCAGACAAGAACUGCUGCUCUGCUUUCAGUGUGUUUAGGGACUUGUUUAAGCCUAUUUAAAUUUACUUUUUAUUUAAAUUUUUUUACAUCUACUACCAUCAAACUUUUAUCUGGAGAAGAUGAAGCAGGAGAAAGCCAUCAAACUAUACAUAUAGAAAUACAUAUAGAAAUAUUAAUUUUUAUUGAUAGAGUUUUGAGGCGAUGUGUAUGGGAAGAGGAGAGAAUGAUAAAGCUUUCAGAAUUGCACAUUCAUCCACUGACACAAACAUAUUAUUUUUCUUGAAUUAUAAUGCUGCUAAUUUGUUCCUUUAUUGCCUCUCAACUAUAUUCACUAAACCAUAUUUAACCAGUCAUUUACAAGCCUGUGUGCAAAUGUACCAACAACUGUUGCAUGGUGCAGACAAGUGCAAAGGAUUGAGAGGAAUGUUAUCAAAGGCUAUUGUGAGUAAAUUCAGGAUCGGACAUUGAAUAAUAACAACAAUAGCCUGUCAGAUCCAAAACCUUAGCCCAAAAGCUCAACUUAACUUUGCACGACAUGCCGUAAACAGGGACACUAUCGCCUCAGCAGCGCCAACACGCUGAAUACUGGAGGAGAAAAGACGGUAUUGGAUUGCUUGAAGUAUCUGCUGAUACUCCAAGUUGCAGUAUCAGUAUCGGACAUGAAAAAGUUGUAUUGAACCAUCCUUCUUAGUUUUAAACUUUAUUAAAAGGCUCUGCGGAGGUUGAUGUUCACACAUGUCACUGGCUAUAAUUGUUCUUAAGUACUAAUGUCUUAAUAAUUUUUCUUGUGAGGGUGUCAUAAUAUUGUCCUCACAGUGGCUCUCUAGAACGUACUACUCUCUGUGACUGUCGACUGCUCUCAUUACUUAACCUACUUAAGUAGUUGCCUGUGUGACACAUUGAGUAGUGGUUAAUUGCAUUAUCCCCAUCAUUGCUGUAGUUCGGGAGUGUUUGAUAUCAUGGGGGAGGCUGUCCAUCAUCUGGUGCCACAGUUAAUAAAAAAGGAAUGGAAGGAGAAGAGGGAGGUCUCAGCUGUGGAUGGAAUUCUUUAAUUCUCACCUCUCUGGUAACUCUCUCCUCCACCUCUUUCCACUGGGGAAGUACAAUUUUAUUCAACCCACUAAAUUCCACUGCCCCCAGACAAUGUUGGGUUUUAUGUAAUGCAGCCUUACCCCAGUGUGUGAACGUUCAUCACACAAUAAAUCCCCUAAAGGCGGAUUGUUCCAAAAAUGCUGAGAAACAUUAUAAAUCACUAAACUGAUUGUACCAUGUAAAAAAAUACUACUCCACUGUGUGGACUGCUUGCCCCUUUAAGCCUGGCUACGCCUGACUUGAACAUAUGAGAAGCUAAUCUUCCCUCAGUCCUGAGCGAUACAAGGCUGGCAUCCAGCCAAUGUGCAGCACUGAGAGAGGUCUCACUCUUUUUUCAUUUUCUCUUUUCCAUCAUGCAAAUAUCAACCUUAGUGUCAAAACAGCACUUUUUGACAGUUACUCUUUAUCUCUGUGCCCUAUCUAUUACACCAUUGUCUCAUCAGCUUAUUUAGAGCUUGGCAAACAUCACCCUGGCAGGUAUUAGUACACAGUAGCCAUGUAGUGGUUUUAAUACCAUUUCUCACUUGCCCCUAUUCCCAUCCAUCCACUCUCUUUGUUUCAGGCAUUUUCUGAUAUAUUCCAUGUAUUGAUUACUUCCCUCUUAAAUCAGUAGUUCUUAACCUUGUUGGAGGUACUGAACCCCACCAGUUUCAUAUGCCCUUCAGUGAUGGCCAAGCAGGGGGCGUGAAAAUUACUAAUCAUAUAAGUCGGGUGUGUGUCUUGUCCUCCGCCGAACCCCUGGGGUUUGAUCGAACCCAGGUUAAGAACCACUGAUCUAAAUCUAUUAAUCUCCCAACCUAAAGCACAAAGAGCUGCGCCCUGAAAAACACCCCCUUGCCAUCAUCCUCCUCGUCCUUAUUAUUUUGUGGAGUUUCACCCUGCAGCCCUCAACCUACCUUUCAGUUUCCUUCCCUCCACCCUUUUAAAUCCCACUCCUCCUUUUCUCUUUGUGAGGAGUGUGUGUAUGUGUGUUUGUGCAUGUGUUUGUUGGGGAUGCUUUACCCAGCUGGACAAUACGUGUUGACUUGCACGUGCCAAAUGUCAGGAGGUAUGACUGGAUACACUACACCAGCUACGACUAUCCACACCCCAACAUGCCCUGAAUAUAAUAUACUAAACCAGCUGAACGGUGAACUGACAGACAGACAGACAGACGGGCUUCAAAAUGCUUGAAAUGUGAAGAUGUAUUUGUUUAAAAGACAACUCCAACAGAAUUUACCAUUUAGAUGCAGGAAUAAAACAUGUUGAAGAGUUCACAUGAAAACUGCUCUGACUUGACUUUACUUUACUUUACUAAUCAUUGAAAGUAAGUACAUUACAGGUCAGUACAUUACAGGUACAACGUGCCUGCAGUAAUCAUGAAAACACGGAAGCUAUUUAAUUUUGAGCUUAUGUGCAGAAUAAACUAGUGAUCCAACAUGGCAGCCUCUGAAGAAAACAGUAACUACAUUUGAAGAAUAUUUUACUAUUGAGCCUCUCAGAGCAUUUGAUGAAAAACAGGGAUUUGUGGUGGGUAGUAAAGAGAAAGAUAAUGAAAAGAUAAAGCGUUGUGGAGAGAGUGGGGAGUAGAUGAGACAUCAGAUGACCUUGAUGCCAUUAGACCUCAGGGAAUAUGAGUUGUUGGUGGUGGUGGAGAUAGGUGGAGUCAGCUGACAGUAAGAGAAAAGGAAGAGGGAGGAAGGCUCCUCAUGUCAUGACUGUGAUGCUGCUGUGAGUCAUUUAAUGUGUUAAAAGUGAAGGAGGCAAAAAGUUUAUCCUGCUGUUUAUACACACACACACACACACACACACACAGACCUCCCACUGUUGAUGGGUCGAUAAAAUGAUUAGAAAAAAAACUUUAAUUUUUAAAUGUGUAAGGCUUUUGUGGUUUCAUGUCAGGACGUUUCUAACAAGAACCGAGAAAGAUGAGUCAGGCUUAGUCAUAUGUAAGUCAACCAAACACACAGACACACACACCACACUGCUGAGGACUGGACUUUUUUCAGUCAUCCCUCCUACAACUGGAGACCUUUUCUGGUUGCUGCUGAGAAACAGUGAGCAAGAGACAGAAAUGAGAGCGAUGAACAGAGAAAGAGAGCGAGAGGAGGUUGUGAAAGACGAAACUGGAUAAUAAACUGACUUCAUUUUGAGAUCAAUGUGAGAAUUUGUUUCUCAUGUGCUGUCAUCUUUCCUUCACAAUGCCUGGUUACAGAAGAUUCAUUGUAAGUGUUUUUCUCAUUUCCCUUUUCAUGUAAAGGGUUAACAGGCUUGGUUUAGUUAUUCUCAGGUGUCUGUGAAAAUGGCUAAAUCAUAAUUUAACUAAGACAUGGCUACAGACGGUAUAACUUCAGGAAAAAAUAUAACUUUUGAUGUUGUGGUAUUUCACUGAGGUGUAAUCCAUCUUGUGUCAAGGUUUAUGUGAGGACAGCUGUUUUGGAUUAACCUGAAUUGCAGCAUGGUGAUGUUGUUCCAGUCUAAUGAUUAAUCAAAGAGUAACUAAGAGUAACUCCUGACUGUUUACAUUUACGGACACAGAAAAGAACCUAAUGUUAUGAUAAUGUUUUGGUAAAUCUCUGCACUUCAACCAGCAGUAUUUAAAUUACAUAAAGGUCUCAUCAACUCUGUUAAAGGUCUGUUUUGAUUUCCUCUCUAUAUCACGUUUUCACCCUUUUUUAAUAUAUUCUGAUUCUGAAAAUGUUCUCUUUGCCUGUGGCAUCUCUGUGUUUGACACAUUUAUUCUUGCCUUAAUUACCUGUUUGGUUUAUGAAUUGUUUUUCCAGUCCUGCACUAGGUUGUCCAACUGUUGUGAUUGAGGACUAAGGGUUAACUAGUAUUAUUGAAAGUGUAUUUUCUGUCGCAAAGGAUUUUUGUCCAGCUACACAAAAAGGUUUUUAUUGUGAAAUGUGCUCAUUUUCUUUAAAUAAUUCUGCUUCUAUACCUUUAAGGGACAGUCACAGAAAUCGUGUGAUGUUGUGUUCAGUAAGUUUUGUCAUGGUCUGUGUGUAUGGAAAGCGUGUGACUCAGGGGUCAACUGUAGCUUUGAGCCUGAACUGCAGUGUCACUGCAGCCGAGGGAGAAACACGCACAAGUUAGCCUCACUAGAAUAAAGAGCUGGUUUUAGAGCCUCUGUUGUGUAUGGUGUGGUUGGUAGCCAAUAUGGGCAUGUGUCAGAUGUGCCCACGCAGAGUUGGAGGCAAGCAUACCACAAGGAUGCUCGCCUCCAGCUGCUGUUGUUGAUGUUGAUGAUGACGGUGCAGCUACGUCAUCAUAUGUUUCCUACCUCUCUUGCUCACUGCGCUUACUCUUGCUCAUUGGCGCUCCCCCAGUCAUGUGACCCUCUUUACUUCUCUCCUCUAGGCUGUGCCGUGUAGUUCCAUUUUAAAAUGUGUGACAACAGAGAAGAGUAGGCAGCGUGCAAUCUACAUGACUCCAUGCAGCCUGUUGAAGGACCUCUAUUCAAGGUCUAAGGUUUAAGAUUAGAGCCCUUUAUUUCAGGCAAUGGAUGGAAACAGGGAAGUGGAAGACAGCAGACAUCGAUGAAAUGGUUAUUGGUGACUUUGAGGAAAAACCCUUUUCUUCCAUCAGGAAAACUGGAUGGCAAAAAAGACAGAAAAUGUGACACACGAUGUUGUUUUCGGCGUGCUUUCCUUUUUCCUGUUGAUGUCAUUCAGUUGUUGAGUUUUGUAUUUUCGCUCAGUCAUCUUGAGAAAAGCGCUGUUUUUGCUGGAACAACCAGCUCUUAAAUACGCUCCAAACCUAAAUAUAACAUCAUCUUAGGAAGCAGUGUUAAAGGAAAUGGAAAGAGACACAGAGAAAAAAGGGUUUUCUCAAAGGUAAAGCUUAGCUGCACUGCACUGUUUCUUAGGCUGCUGCUAACGGUGACUAUCCCUCAACAGCUCUAUCUGUUUCUGCUCACUGUUCACUCCUCCAUUCCAUUGUACGUGCCCACUGUGGCUCAGAUAAUGGCCUCUCGCUCUGCUCACGCUGAAGAGAAAGAGGAGAGGAGAUGGAGGGAGAGACUGCAUGAAAGGGAGGGGAAUGGAAGGGGAAGUCACAAAGGUGGGGGCUGCGAAGAGAAGCUGACUGCAUGUGUUGCCGAGAGAACGAAAGAAGAUAUUGAAAAAAGGAAGGGAGGAGCAGACAGCGAUAAUGAGAAAGGAGAAAGGAGGGAACAGAGAGCAGUGGACACACGAAUAAGCCGUAGAAUGAGAAACGUGUGUGCUACACCGGGGGAAGGUGUGUUGUGCGUAUUAGGUGUGCAUGUGUGAAUGUGUAUGUGUCUUUUGGCUCUCUCACUGUCUGUGCAGUGCACAGACUGGAAGAACUAAUACAGGAACAAUUCAACUGAUCUGACUGGAGUGGGCUGCUUUGCCGGCAAAACAAGUCUAAUGAUAAUCUCUGCUUCUUUUCCUGUUUUCUGUUAUACAAACACCUCCAACAGGACAUCUAGCACAGAACUGUACGUGAGGUCACAUCAGUGGAUGGCCCCAGAAGUGGAGGCCAGAUGGAAAUUUGGUCACAUGACCGCCUCCAGGAAGGCGUACUGAGCAUGGAACUAGCCAAUGGGGUAAAUAGCUACCAUAACAACAAUGAGGCAUCGAUGGAAACACAGCAACAGAGGGCAAACAGUGCACCUCCAAGUCAUUUCUGGGUGCCAGGACAUGGCAAAGUCAGUGACAUCCAACAACAGCAGCAGCCAUGUUGGUAUGGCAGUGAUGAUGCAAAUAACCAUAAACCUGUCCAUCAUGCAAAUAUGGAGGAUGCUUACAACCUGGUGGCUUUCUCUGCUCUGGCUGGCUCCUUGCCCCCAUCCUCUUCAUCUUCCUGCCGUCUUGUGCAGCCUAACACAGCCCACCUGUAUGAGAGAUUCACCAAGGAGAUGUGUGCCGAAGGAGGUCAGGCCCGACACCCUGCACAAGCGUCUGAAGGAAGCUGCCAAUCUCCAGAGGACCUGAACACUCUACAGACAGCACUAAUUCAAGCUAAGCAUGGACACAAACCUCCCAACUGCAACUGUGAUGGCCCAGAAUGUCCAGACUAUCUUGAGUGGCUGGAGAAGAGGAUCAAGUUGACAACCACUGAGAACCAAAAUGCCCACAAGAAAGAGAAGGCUCAUCAACAGCUACCCCAGUUGAAGAAGCAGUCUCAGCCCUACUCCCAAGCCAAUGGAAGCCAGCAUGCAUCAUACUCUCAGCAGCUUCAAGGCCCUCACCCAAGCCAGGUGCCCUGCACCAAACCCCCAAUCACUUGCUCUCCCCAGGUGCUCUCUAUAGCUAAGGAAAAGAAUAUCAAUCUUCAGACAGCCAUUGCUAUAGAAGCUUUGACACAACUAUCUGGUACCAGUCCACAACCCGGUGGCUCUACCAGUCAAACCCCACACAAACACCUCCACCAUCAACAUGUACAGAACCUCUUCUCCUAUCCCUAUAAUGGUUCUAAUUUGUUCCCACACUCUCCUAGCUCCCACUCAUCGUCUUCACGCUCUCAGUCUGUCCCCCCUGCAGUACACAACAACCAGCAGGGUCCACUGCCCUUUGAACAACACAGACCCAAAUCCCAGGGCCAGCCAAUACAUGCUGCCCCACUCCCUUCUUCUACCUCUCCCUUCCCAGGUCAAAGAAAGCCUAAAAGCUUCAGUGCCAAUCCACAACAAUGGCAGCAUAUAUCUGGAAGAGGCCAUGAAAAAAGGAAUUCAUGGAUGUAUAUGAAAUCUGAGCCACACUCCGAUGUUGUCACUGCAACUCCCAAUAGUUCGGACCCAAUGUCAGAGCUCAAACAACUGCUCGGUGGCACAAGUGGUAAGUUCAGCAAUGCUUCUUUCAAGCUGCCAGUCACACAGCAGCUCAACCUGAAACAGAAUGGAAUUAUCCAGGUCCAGGAUAAACCAACACUGUCCAGGUUAAAGCAGGAGCCAGACAUGGGUGAGCACCAAAAUCACACCGCCACAAUGGGACAUUAUGGUAUGGCUAAUGGUCAGCAGCAAGGUCAGCACUAUUCUGGCACUCUGCUGUCACCUGGCCAAGCGACCAGCAGCCACUCCACUCAGGCAGCUCUGCAACACCACCUUCAUCACAAAAGGAACCUCUUCCCUAACCACUCCUCCAGUUUUGGUGCAUCUGGCCAACAUGCAACUUGCCAAAGUUUGAAAAAAUGCUGGCUGCAGAUGGAGGUAGACGAUCUUUCACAUCUGGCCAUCAAACAGGAGCCAAAGGAACCCAGGAAGAAUAAAGGUGUCCAUGGAUCUCCUUUAACAAAAGCUGCGUGUGGGGUGCUUCCAGGUUCUACCCUGCCCAAACCCAAACAGAUAAUCAUCAAGAAGGUUAAGCAGAAAGCUUCCAUGCCAACCUUCCUGCCUCAGAUCCAGAUAGCUAUACAAAAACCAUCCGUCCUCAUGAUGGACAGGGCUGCGGCUCAAAACAGCCUGCAACCAGGCUGCCUCCCCCCGCUGCCCUUACAUAGUAACUCCACUCAGGCUGCUGCUGCAGGCCUCCCUGCCCCAGCCCAAUCUCAGGUAUCCAUAGCCAGUUCCUCAAUGACUUCCCCUUCUGCUAUUUCUGCUUUGUCAGAGUCAGAAGGAGUGGACACCCCAGCCCCCAGUAACACCAGCACCACUGUACCUCUGACCUCCACUUGUUCAUCCAGCACCUCACAAUUACUUCUCAAUUUAGACCCGAAGUGCGAAGACCUGAUUCGCCAGUUUGAGGCUGAAUUUGGGGAAACGACACCAGAUAUACCUACAUGUCAGUCUAUGGAGCAAACAGCUGAAGCCUCAAAACUGGAAAAUCAGCUUAACAAUAAUCCACAGGACCUCAUUCCCACAUCAUCAUCAUCAUCAUCCACCUCUCAGCCAGCACCCUCAGUUGCUACUUCCACUCAAGCUAUGUUACCACUUCACCCAGAUGAUCAGGCAGUGGAAGUUAACAAGGAUGUAUGUGAGACCCAGAGUGGAGCAACUUCAAACCAGGCAUCCACAGAACACCCAGCUGUGGGGCAGCAUGGCCUUCCACAUCAGGAUGCAGUUGUAGACCAGCAGCAGCACAGUGUGUUGGAGAAGUUGCCUUGUUCCUCCCUUCCUAAACGUAUGAAGAUUGAAGCCUCAGGAGAUGUAGCAGUUCUGUCCACCACAUGCUUUUCUGAGGAAGACACACCCACAAAGGACAGUCUGCCCUUUUCUCCAUCUCUCAAAGGCUUCCUGGAGUCUCCUUUGCACUACCUGGAUACCCCAACCAAGAACCUGUUGGAUACUCCUUCCAAAGAUUUACAGCCAGAGUUUCCCCUUUGCAACUGUGUGGAACAAAUCUUGGAGAAAGUUGAAGGGCCCUACUACAAUCAUCUCGGAUCUGGACCGACUGUUGCUUCUAUCCGUACUCUGAUGGAGACAAGAAAUGGAAGUACAGGCAGGAUGGAACAGCUGGAGAAAAGUGUCAGGAGUGAUCGAGAGGGAAAGAGCUCGCGAGGAUGUCCUAUUGCUAAAUGGGUGAUUCGUCGUAAAAAUGAGACAGAGAAGCUUCUUUGCCUGGUGCGAGAGCGUCAAGGCCAUCACUGUGACAACGCCGUCAUCAUCAUCCUCAUCAUGGCCUGGGAAGGUGUCCCCAGACUCCUGGCUGACAAGCUUUACAUGGAGCUGAGUGACACCCUUACCAGAUAUGGCAACCCCACCAGCCGCCGCUGUGGCCUGAACAAUGAUCGCACUUGUGCAUGUCAAGGAAAAGAUGAAAGCUGUGGCGCUUCCUUCUCCUUCGGCUGCUCCUGGAGCAUGUACUUCAAUGGCUGCAAGUAUGCUCGAAGUAAAAUGCCACGCAAGUUCAGACUACAAGGAGAUCACCCUGAAGAGGAGGAGAAACUCAGGGAUAACUUUCAAAAUUUGGCAACCAUGGUGGCUCCUUUGUACAAACAGUUGGCCCCGCAGGCAUACACUAAUCAGUGUGUGUCAGAAGCCAAAGCUCUGGAUUGCAGGCUCGGUUUAAAGGAAGGACGGCCAUUCUCUGGAGUCACUGCAUGCAUGGACUUCUGUGCCCACGCUCAUAAAGACCAGCACAACCUUCAUAAUGGCUGCACAGUGGUGUGUACUUUGUUGAAGGAGGACAACCGUCACGUGGGUGUGAUCCCUGACGACGAGCAGCUCCACGUCCUGCCUUUGUACAAGAUCGCAAGAACUGAUGAGUUUGGCAGUGAGGAGAAUCAAAAACUCAAGAUGAAGUCAGGAGCUAUCCAGGUUCUUCAAGCUUUCCGUCGUGAAGUUAGGACGCUACCUGAGCCUGCCAAGUCUUGCCGACAGCGCCGGCUAGAGGCCAAGAAGGCUGCCUCUGAGAAGAAAAAAAAUAAACUCCUGCAGCAGACAGGGGAGACUCCAGAAAAAACAGUUGUGAAGACUGAGGUCUGCGGUUCACCACAGCCCGGAGGCAAUGGAGCAGUUAUUAAACAGGAGAUGAAGCUUGCUGUCAAAAAGGAACCCUUCAAUGUAUCGCAGGACGGUUACUCUGUGCAGACAGCAGACCCUUUCAACAACAUGUUUCCACAUCCUGCCUACUAUGCAAGGGGAGGCCUUUCCCACACUGGCCAGCCCUCUGCUCCAGACCCAGUUAAUGGCUACCAUCCAGCAUCCAAUCUUCCGACAAUGCACUAUGGCUACUACAACUACGCCCCCAAUGGACUUUUCCCCCAUAAGCAGAGGACCUACGAGGGUCAAAACUCUUCUAAGGCCAAAGCAGGUAGUAAGGAUGUCCAGGAAGAAAUGAAGCCUGAUAUUCGGAGCCUUCAGUCCCAACUACAUCAGCAUUAUCCUGGCAAAGCAGAACAAACCACCCAACCAAACCCCAGCGCCUACGGCCAAUCAGCAGAUUACACCCAGACCCGUCCGUCUUCUGUCUCCUCUGAGAUAUCCAGCAAAGGCACCCCCAUAAUUAAACAGGAGCCCAUGGAUGUGACAGUGUAUGAAGGGGCAUUGCCAAGUCGAGCUGGGUCAAACACACCAGGCAACCUGCAGCCUGAUGCCUGGCCAGGGCAGAAGAUCAAUGCAAGUAUUGGUUCCACAAACUGGGACAGCCAUCAUGACUAUAAACAGAGUAAUGAAGUAUCAAUGUUAAACCUGGAUAAACAGCAGUUCCACCACAUCCAGCACAUUCAGCAGCAGCGGCAGCACCAGUCUCCUUUCCCCCAGAAGUGGACGUCCUACCCUGGUUCCAACACCAUGGCUUCUCCAUCCCCAUCACCAUCUCUUCAGGUACCUUCAUCUCCAUCUCUGUCCCCACACCUAGGCACACCGCUCCCAGGUAGCAUGUACCAAGCCCCCCCACGUCCUGUGAUGCCCUAUCCAAAUACCCCUGGUACACCGCAACCUGCAAACUCUCACUCAGGUUCAGUUACACCACAGCCAAGAAUGCCAGGACCAGCGACACCAUGCCAAUGGCCCGGUCCUGCUCCUAGUCCUCAGCCCAAUCCAUGGGCCAUGGGCCCUGCUGCGUACAGCCCUGGUAUGAAGCACAUCAACCCUGCAGAAGCUUACCCUGACAAAAUAUGGUCCAAGACUGGGGAGAGCCGGUGUUCCAAUCCACUGGGCCUGCAGGAGAAGGCCUGGAAGUCAUGUGGAGGUUCAGUGGCAGGCAGCACUCCGUCUCCUGCACCUGAGGGCCGCCUCUUCCCUGAUGCCCUGCAGCAGUCAGAUCAAGCUUGCUGGGAGACAAGACAGGCUGACAUUGACAUGGAGUGCACCAAAGGUCGAGGAGACUAUGACGAGGUGUUUUCUGACAGUGAGCACAACUUCCUCGAUCCUAAUAUUGGGGGAGUGGCUGUAGCACCAGCUCAUGGUUCAAUCCUUAUCGAAUGUGCCCGUCGUGAACUCCACGCCACCACACCACUCAAAAGGCCUGAUCGCUCUCACCCCACACGCAUCUCACUGGUCUUCUACCAACACAAAAACCUCAACCAGCCCAUGCAUGGUCUGGCUCUGUGGGAGGCCAAAAUGAAGAUCCUGGCAGAGCGAGCGCAGCAGCGGCAGCAGGAAGCAGCUCUCCUUGGCCUUUCCCAGGAAGAAAUCAAAGCCCUCAGCAAGAAACGCAAGUGGGGAGCUACCACAGCAGGUGCUAGCCCAGGACCUGGACAAUUUAAAGAAAAGAGAGAGGGGUCAGUGAUACGGUUAGCUCCCACAUUACACACCACCUCUAUGGUUACAAUGUGUCCCUAUGCCUUUACCCACCUCACUGGGCCCUACAGCUGCAAUGCGUAAGGUCAGACAGACGCAGACUGACUGACUCACAGCUACACAGUGGUGCAGUGAAGGGCUGAGAGAGUGAAGGCUCUCCAAUUUCUCACAGUCUGGCAUCUCUCCAUCGUGUCCCCUCUCUACAAACAUAAAUGGGGGGGGGGGUAUCUUUGUUGUUUUACCUCAUGUCAGGCAGUGGUUUGGGCUUCAGACCAACUGCUUGUGGUGCUCUUCCUCUCUCUUCUCUCAAGAGGAACUCCAUAACUUUUUUUCUUGUUCACAGAAGUUUAAUGGUUCUAACUAUUGCUAUUAUUAUCAAUAUUAAUAUGAUUGAUAUUGUUACUGUUAAUGUUGGUAUUACAGGUAUUAUUAUAAUGAAGACAUGUUUGUUUUUAUUAUUGCUGUUUUCAUUAAUGUUAUUAAUGAUGUUUUUUUUUUUAGUUGCUUUAAAAUAAUUUUUCUUUUUUUUUUUUUAAAGCAAUCAGUCUGAAUCAGUCAGACUCAAAUGAUUUCUUUUCCAUGUCUGGGAAAUGCCUACCCUGUUAUUUUUGUGAUGUUUUCCUUAACUGUUUUGUAAGAGGAGGAGCCAUCAUCCUACUGGCAAGAUUUUAAAUUGAUAUUAAACAAAACAAUGCCUUUCUAUUCGCAUUUCAGAAAUAGCAGUGUUUUCGAUGACGGCUUCAGAUUUAUAUUGGAUUCUAAAAAUUUUAAAUAAUCGAUUAGGUUAAUUUUCCAAUGUUUGGCCAUUGUCAGGACAUAAUAUUGGCACUUUAACAGUUCCACUGCUUUAAUUAUUAU